Molecule: messenger RNA, 2238 nt
Organism: Petromyzon marinus (sea lamprey)
Lineage: Eukaryota; Metazoa; Chordata; Hyperoartia; Petromyzontiformes; Petromyzontidae
Product: cotranscriptional regulator ARB2A homolog
Biological process (GO): regulatory ncRNA-mediated heterochromatin formation
Cellular component (GO): nucleus
Molecular function (GO): siRNA binding
Source: RefSeq, a predicted model, not a curated record
GGCGGCGGUGGUGGUGGUCGAGACAAGGCUGAGAGCUUUGACGGGGGGAGUCGUGGCCUCCACGCUCACCUCUGUUGAACUUUUACUUCUGUGUUGUGUGACGCACUCGGCAAAGCUAAUUCUGAUCCAGGAAACGAAACUCUGUCCCCCUGCAGAGCUUCGCACGAGGACGGCGACACUCGCUAAAGUGCGAGCUCUGGAAACGUUACAAAGUCGACACCCACUGUUGUAGGUUCAUCGGUGCUCCGGGUGGCAUUUGGCCGGCUCGAGCCACGCUGGCCAGAGUGGAACAAGAAGGGACAAGGGAAGGACUUUCAUGGCUGGCAUGAAAAAAAUUUUCCGGCAACUUUUUGACUCGACGGAGGAUGAGUUCGCGAAUUAUCAGACGACAGCGGAUUUUGGAUACGAGUUCAAUAGAGAAGGGCAGCUCAGAAGCACUCGGGAUGGGUCAUGCUUUAAGUACAACUUUUAUGGCAGUGGGAGUCGUGACCAGCGGCGUUACGAGGCACUGGGAGAGGUCAUAACCGAGCAUGUGUACGAACUUCUGGUGAAGGAAUAUGGACUGGAAAAGCAUUACGUUCCUGUCGAAGCCAUCAAUGACAAUGAACCCUUCAGCUUCAUCUUCAUGAGCCCCGGGGCUCUGCAGCAGGAGAAGCUGCUGCUGCUCGUUCACGGGAGCGGAGUGGUGCGGGCCGGCCAGUGGGCUCGGAGGCUCAUCAUCAACGACUGCCUCGACUCCGGCACUCAGAUCCCCUACAUUAAGCGAGCCAUGAAGGAAGGGUACGGUGUCGUGGUGCUGAACCCCAACGACAACCGCAUUGACGGAGGGAGGCUGGAGAGGGAGAGAAAGAGGAUGGAGGCCGACAAGAAGCGUCCGCAGUCCAAAUCCACGGACGCCAACGCUUCGAGCGACUCGGUGACGGGGAGCAUUUGGCAAAGUUGGCGUAGGAAAUAUCACUCCGUCAAGGGCAACGAAAGCCCGGAGGAGCACGUGAAGUACGUUUGGAAGCACUUUGUGGACAAGUCCGUAGCGAAAAAAAUAUUCGUGGUGGCUUUUAGCUACGGAGGCGCGGCCGUUGUGAACCUGAUCAACAAUCGCCCAGAUGUUCUGAACAAGUUAUCAGCAGUGGCCUUUGCAGACUCCGUCCAUAGGUUGUAUCUGAGCAAUCAAAAUGUCGUGCGCUGGUUCAAAACGUUUAGUGUUCACUGGGUUAGAAGUUCAAAGAAACUGAACACCAGAAUUCAUGCAGAUGACAGUUCCCUACGCUCUGCUGGAACGCCGUUUCACGAAAGGGCUCCUUGGACUGCUAUCGAUCCCAUCUUUGAGUACUUAAAGGCGAUGGCGGGGGAUGGAGGGGCGAGGAAAGGUGGCUUCGAUCCGACUGCGAAUGUGGCAGGCGGUGGCGAUGACGACGGAGACGACGUUUAAACGACUUGUAGAUGAUGGAACCAACAAAGAACGCGUAACGGAGACGGCUCCUGAUGAGCAGGGUGAGGAAGACGAUGCAGCAGGGACAAUUUGAUGGUGACUACCGUGGGUGAUGAGAACGGGGCUGGCAGUGGGGUUGGUUGGGGGCAGCAACGGAAGGUGCGGAGUACGAGGAGGUGGUAACGACCAGGGAGGGGGGGGGGUGGGAUGAGGAUGUGAUGUUGUCGCGCGAUGUCCGGGUCUCUCCGGUUUUCCCCUCCACAUAUAGACUCAACACGCGUUCACCUCUCCUGGUAUGCAUGAGGUCGUGGGUUCGAUCUCGACCCUAACGCCUGCUGUAUAUUUAAAGUUUAUGUGUGUGUGUGUCUCUCUCUCUCUCUGUCCGGACGGAUUUUUCUCUGGGUCCUUGGGUUUCCCCCUCCACAUUCAGAAUCAACAUCACGCGUUUAGAGUACUUGCCUGCCGCUAUACAUUGCCACGUAAGCCACGAACAAGCACAAUUCGGAGCUUCACCUUUUGAAGUUAAGAAAAAAAACCACAUACAACAUUCUUACAUAUACAUACAUAUAACUUUCUUACAUACACAUACACAUAACAUUCUACAUAUACAUACAUAUAACAUUCUUACAUAUACAUACAUACAACAUUCUAACAAAUACAUACAUGUAACAUUCUUACAAAGAAAUACAUAUAACAUUCCUACAUAUACAUACACAUAAUAUUCUUACAAAUACAUGCAUAUAACAUUCUUGCAUAUACAAACAUAUAACAUCCUUACAUACGCAUACAUGUAACAUGCAUACAUAUAC